Molecule: messenger RNA, 4346 nt
Organism: Physella acuta
Lineage: Eukaryota; Metazoa; Mollusca; Gastropoda; Physidae
Product: kelch-like protein 12
Molecular function (GO): protein binding
Source: RefSeq, a predicted model, not a curated record
GUAUUGCUAUGUUUUAUUUAUCUUGUAAAAUAGUAGUAGGUCUAGUUUUAUAUAAGGUAGCUGACCUACGCAACACUGAACUUGUGACACAUCUAGAUUCUAAACUAAAAGAGUCUAGAUCUAGAUCUCUAGUACCACCGUAGUUAAUGCAAAUUUCACUCAUUGAAAAAUGUGUCCCAAAUGAGAUAACAUACUGAUGCUUCAAGGAAGAAAAAAAUGGAGUCAACAAACAAUGCUGGCGAGGUAUUGAUCAGCAACUGCACUGAACUUUCUGCCAGAAUGCUGAAUCUUCUUAUGACAAGAGAAAUGUUUGAUGUGCAGCUCAAAGUUGGCAAGUUCACCUUCGAUGCUCACAAAUUAAUACUCUGCUCAUGCAGUGAUGUUUUUAAGACCAUGCUGACCAACCAGAAGUGGUCAGAAGCCAGUAAACAACUGGUUAUUCUUGUUGAGGAGCCUCUAUGUGAGUCUGUUUUUAGCCGGUUUAUUCAGUAUAUUUACAGUGGUCAGUUAUAUCUUUCACACAGUACAGUGGGUCCCCUGCUCACCCUAGCUGACAAAUACAAUGUGAGAGAAAUGAUACCCUUGUGUCGGACAUACAUGCAGAAGCACCUCGAUGCCCCGGUGGCUAUUUCAUGUGUUUUACAGUGGUGGCUCAUAUCAAACAUGCGCAACGACUCAGAGCUUGAACACCUAAUACUCAGCUACAUACACAGCAAUUUUGACAAAGUUAUCGGAAUGCCAGAUUUUAUAAAUGCUAGUCUGGAAACUAUUGAAAAGUUGAUAGCCAGCUCAAAGCUUGUUAUCCAUUAUGAGGCCCUAAUCUUCUUCAGUGUUAUGAUGUGGUUGAAGGAUUUUAUAGAUUUACGGCAUCCAACAGCAGAGGAAAUCAAAGAUGGUUUCAGGAGACUUAUAUGUCAUAUACGUUGGCCGAUGAUGAAUGAAGAUGAAAUUGCCUGGUUGAGAGAAUGUCCUGAUGUCCAAGACUUCGUUAAAACAUAUCGGUCAUUGAUGUGCUUCCCCAAUACUCCACCUGACCUAGAUCCCUACUUGCUUCUGGUUGCCCCAAACCAGCUUCAAGAUUUGUCCCCCACUGACAUCGUCCCAUCUGACAGCUGCAACACAUUCAUGGAUUGCUCAAGUUCCCAGCCUGAGUCCUGUGUUCACAACAAAACUUUCCUGCCCUGCCAGUGCCUGUGUACCAGGCCCUCCAAGCAUUACAAGCUGAAGCUGUCAGCUGGGGAUGAGAUGAGAAGGAAGCUGCACAUGCCGCGGGUCUACUUCAGUGAUUACUGGUGCACCAAGCUGACAGUGUCCAACUUCCUAGCCUUCCCACAGUACGCGGCCCAGACUUUUUUCUUCUCCACCCCUCAGUCUGGGGACAGACAAGACAGUGGGAACACACUGGACUGGGAGGUUGAGCUCUGCCCCAAAGGUGUUCGCUUCCACCCAGCUGUUCUCAUAGGUCUGGAGCAGGAUGGCAGCAAGCUGGUGGAGGAGACCUACAUCCACACUGCCAGGCUCUCCUUGAUGUCUCGCACUCAGCAGGAACUUCCGUUAAAGGUGGAGGUCAAUGUUCUUGUGCAAGUCAACAGUCCAUCACUCCCUGGAUGCUAUUAUUUUGAGUGUUGUCGAAGGCAAACCUGUAUUUUUGAUAAUAGAAAUCAGAGACAUAACCUGGACGAUAUAGUUCCGUACGAAAACUUUGGUGCUUACCUCCAUCCAGAAGGUCCAGUGUCAGACCUCUAUCCCAACCGUACUCUAGCGUUUACUUUGUAUAUUGUUAUACGUCCUUUAUAGUAGUUGAGUUCAAAGUCCUUUAGAGUUGUGUUAUUUUAAAACUUUAUUGUUUUAGAAUCCAGGUUUGUUAUGUUGCAUUGAACUAUGAGAGUUACUUGUGUGGUGUGUUUACACAAAACUUAUGAGGUACUUAUUCCUAAUGUGUUGUGUUUAAAGUUCAUGAGGUACUUUUUCCUAAUGUGUUGUGUUUAAAGUUUAUGAGGUACCUUUUCCUAAUGCUGUUGAAGAUACAUCAGGAGUUGUGUUGAUAUUCUUUGCCCAGUCUUUCAGUAUUGAUUUUGUUUCUUGCCACAAAGUAGGAUGUUUUAGAAUUUUAAAAAACCUUUGAAAUAUCUUAUUGUAAUGUGAACUUAUGUUGUUCUUCUGUGUUUAUUACCUGUUUUAUUUUUUUGGUUAGUUUUCAGUAUGUGAGACUUGACCCAUAAAUUAACCCAAUUAAUUAAGAAUGUAUUAAAGCCAGCGUAUGAAGGCAAUAAUCUCAAAACUUUUCUUUAAUCACUGUGUAUCUGGUGUUUUUUUUUUCUUCUGAUGAAGUAUUUAACCUGUGAACAUUUUAUAAAAAGAUAGCCACUGCUGUUGUAUGCCUAUAAACAAAGCCUAGCUGGGUUUAAUUUUAUCAACCUCAUUCAUGUAACUCUGACCAAAGGUUUUUGAAUUUCAGCUGUUCAAUGUUUCUUGUUUUAAAACCAAUUACAUUAUAUCUGUUUAUUUGAUAUGUGUGAUAUUUUUGUUUUACAACUUACAAUUAAUUCAUUUUAAAAUUUGUUUUGUUUACAAACUGUUCUUGAACAAUGUUCUCAAUUUUCAUAUUCUUUUGCAUAUUAUUGAAUAGUAUAAAUUUAGAAUACAAUAAUUGAUUUAAAAGAGCACACAAUCAUGGUUUGCAUGUAUAAGUCAUGUGAUUUUAGCUUAUUGACUGUAGAAGCUAUUCAAAUAAUUGCUAGACAUUUUUUUUAUGUUAUGGUUAUUACAUCUAAUAAUGGCUGCAGUAAGUGAGCUCACAAAUCAAGAGAAAAAUUGGCCAAGGUAUUUGUCAGCACACAAUAGUCAGGUUAAAAACUAAAAAAAAAAAAAGGGGACACAAUUUUGACAGUGAGAACCUCUUGCCUAAAAACUUGCUCCUUGGCCUGUCUUGACUGCUCAAGUCAAAUAACCAACACAAAUCUCUUUAUGUUAAAACAGAAUUUUUUUAUUCUACACUCAAAUAUACCUGAAACUUAUACCUGAAAGUACCUAAAUGUUUAGCACACUAGACCUUUCUCUAUAAACUUUAUCUCCGGCAAAACUAAACUCAUUGACUACUCUCUGCUAGGAUGUUUUUUUACCUGACUACUACUACAAACUAUCUUGGACACCUGCAUGUCCAUUGACUCGGCUGAAUGAUUAUUCAGACUGUCCACUAGUUGGUAUCUGUAUUGACUGAAUUAUUUCUAUUCCUAACAAUGCUUGAUCACUGGAAAAAUACUUGUAAUUGUUCUUAUCUGUGAGCUUAAUAACACUUUUAUUCAUUUAUUAAACUUUAAAAAGAGGAUUUCAUCCAAGUAUUUAUCAUUUUUUUUACCAAUUAUUUUUAGGAUAAUUAUUGUAUUAUAAAGUGUGAUGUCCAGAGAAACGUUCACUUAAGAAAAUUAUUUCUGAUACAGUUUUAAAUGUUUGGACAGGCCUUGGCACUUUGUGGAUGAUCAAAUUUUCAUGUCUUAGUCAGUCUUGUCAAAGAGAGUGCUUAAGUCUUAGUCAGUCUUGUCAAAGAGAGUGCUUAAGUCUUAGUCAGUCUUGUCAAAGAUUGUGCUUAAGUCUUGGUCAGUCUUGUCAAAGAUUGAGCUUAAGUUUUGGUCAGUCUUGUCAAAGAUUGAGCUUAAGUUUUGGUCAGUCUUGUCAAAGAUUAACCUGUAUAUCUUAUCAAAGAUUAACAUGUAUUAAAAUCUUGUCAAAGAUUGACCAUAAGAAUGUUUUAGUUUUAUUCACUUCACUAGUAACCAUGAAAUUUACUGUGUAGAUUUUUUUUUCAUGCCUGCAAAUCAAGGGGAUAUGUGGUCAGCAUUUUGUUUACUCCCUGGUAUACUUUGAUUCAAACUUUUCAAACUACCUUCUUCUUAAACUUUAAAAAAGGUCAUUGUUUACUUUUUAAUGUUUCUAGCAUAUAGCCAUGUUUUACUAGAUGUAUUGCUGGUGCAAGCAACAUUUAAAUGAAUUUAAGUUCUUUUUAGCUGGAUGUGCUGGACUUUUUCAUAAGCAAAAAGUGACUAAUGAAAGUAUUAAGUUAUUAAAACCACUCGCAUGAACAACAUUUUGUAUUACCUAGUAUUUUGUAUCUCUCCACUACCUUCAAAUUGAAAACUUCUGUACUCCAUGUUAAAUUGUCUAAAACUUGUUUUAAUUAUUGUAUUUAUCAACGUGUUCAUGUUUUUAAUAGUUUAACAAAUCAGUACAAUUAGUCAGUAUUGGUCAUCACUGCUAGUUUAUUUGGAUAUGUUUUCAAUAAGUACUAACAUGAUCAGCUAUAUUUGAUUUGUUAUAUAAGCUCAAUAAAAAAAUAUUUUGCUUUUAUU